Molecule: messenger RNA, 7177 nt
Organism: Amyelois transitella
Lineage: Eukaryota; Metazoa; Arthropoda; Insecta; Lepidoptera; Pyralidae
Product: GTP-binding protein REM 1
Exons: 5
Coding region: 1-1191 (396 amino acids)
Cellular component (GO): plasma membrane
Molecular function (GO): GTP binding; calcium channel regulator activity; GTPase activity
Source: RefSeq, a predicted model, not a curated record
AUGUCAACAGACGGACGUACUAAGCGCUCCCAGUCGAUAUGCGCGCCGGCGUCCGCGAGUAUGGAGGCUCUGGCCGCCCCGCUGGAAACCACUCCGGCGCCGAGACGACGGCCCGCGACCAGAUCGCAGUCAGCCAGGAUCACAGGCGGCCGCUCGGUCAGGCACCGGCGGCAGCAGCAGCAACAGCAGUUAGACAGGGAAACCAGGGCGAGGUACAGCUCGGAGCCCAGGCUUGCUGAGGUGGAAACCCCGCCACAAGUCCGAAGACAAGCCUCGGCUAGACGCAGACCGCCUCCCGGACAACACAACCAGCCGAGGAGGUCCAACGCGUUUUUGGACGUGCCAAAAACCACGCACCAACCGGAGGAGGAACCCGACGAAGAUUCCUAUAGACUACGCACGUUCAACAUCACUCAGAAAGGAGGCAUUGUCAACCGCGGCGAUUCAUUCCGGCGUCGCAGAUCAAGAUCGGGCAGUUUGGCGCCAUCGUCUCCUGCGCAGUCAGCGCCGGAGCCCCAGGAGCGGAGGCCCGUGGCCUGCCAUCGGGUGGCCAUGGUCGGAGCCCCUGGAGUCGGGAAGACAGCCUUGAUCAGCCAGUUCCAGACCAGCGAGUGUAUCAAUGCUUAUGAUAGACAAAAUGUGGACAGCACAGAAGAGAAGGUGUCAAUAAUGCUGAAUGGAGAAGAAUCUGAACUUUAUUUCGUCAACUGCACAACGACAAAGGAGGAAAUCGAACGCUCAGAACCGCCAGACGCCUUCGUGGUCAUCUACUCCGUGGUCGACAAGGCGUCUUUCCAGAAGGCUGAACAAGAGCUGGCGAGACUGCUGGACUGUGACAUGCUGAGAUGCAGGCCUGCCUUGCUGGUCGCCAACAAGAUAGACCUGGCUAGGAGUAGAGCUGUUUCCACACAAGACGGCAAAUGCCUCGCUUGCACAUACAAAGCGAAAUUCAUUGAAGUAUCGGUCGGCAUCAACCACAACGUUGACGAGCUUCUCGUCGGUAUCCUCAACCAGAUCCGGCUGAAACAGCAGCAGUACUCCUCCGAGGGUGGCCGGGAGUCCUCGCCGGCCCACUGGUACAAAUCCCGAGGGAUGGUCCGCGCUAGCAUGAAGGCGAGGCAGAUGAUCACGUGGAUCUUCGGGAAGGAAGACUCCAAGUUCAAAAACUGUGAGAACUUACAUGUUCUGUGAGUGGACAACGACGGGCCAGUGUUCGUCUAAAGACAAGACUUGGUGAUGUGUCGACGAUGCUUGUGUCGUUUUUGUUAAGUUGGCACACUGGUUUUGGUACUUGAACGAGGGUGAGUAACUGUUGAGUGCAAGUGUACUUGUUAGUGAAAAUUUACGUGAAGUAUAUUGCGCAGAAAAUAGCUUGCAAAAUAAUAAAGAGCAAAACGGUAUAUCAUUAUAUCAACUUGGAUUUUGGGCUCACCCCAAGAGAAUCAAGACAAAUUUCAAUAUGGUGAUGACGGAUAUUUUAAGGUUAGAAUUGAUUUUGAAUUGGCGCGGUUUUUAAAACUGGCACAGAGUAUACAAAAAGAUUCUCGUAGUUAUGACAUUACGUGUGUACAAUAAAUAUAAGUUACAAUCAUUUUCGUUCGAGAAACCGCAAUCAGUGUGUCGUUUAGUGUAUAAAUAUAAUAAUAAACGCCAACCUAUAAGUUUUGGUAUAUAAUCUUAUCAUCUGUAAAAAUUAUGUGCCAAUUUUUGAGAGAAUUUAAUAUAUACGUACUUAAGUUACAUUUAAGUAAAAAUUAAGUGAACAAUGCAGUAUUUCCCCAAGUAAUCAGAAUUUGUAAUUUAUCAGCAAUAUUUACGUAGUGAUGUAUAAAUUAGACGAUGAAUUGGACCAUUUAUAUAAUUAUAAUAGUAUAUAUACUGUAGUGAUUACAAUAAGUUUCUAUUAUUAUAGAACUAACGCUUAUAAUAAAUCAACUAAAUGUGAGAUCUAUGAAUCUUUAUGUUGAACACAUACCUAUAUCAUAUACAUGGUGAUUUUAAUUUCACAAAUUUGUGCCCACAGGAAUUGAACUAAAAGUAUUUGGAAUGAAUGUGUAGUCUAUGUUUGUUUAUUUUUUGCCUAUAUUUCUAAAAUCCUAUUAUUUUAUUUUCAAAUAUCACAAAUAUGGAAAUUAUAUAUUCUGAAGGCAAUGUUUAAUGCGGAAACAGAAUAAUAUCUAAACUAUUUAACUAUAACUAUAUAUAUAUAUAAUUAAAUAUAUAUAUACUAUAUAACUAUUAUCAAUAUGCUUACGAAAUUAAUUUCACCUUGUAUACAUAUUUAAUAGGCACCUUUUCUUACUUUCCUUAUAUCCUAAAUAUCUCAUAUAAGAUUGGGUCCACAAUAUUCCUUCCAUCUGCUAACAUAUCCUUAGGUUUUGUUUGUUCAUCCUAUGUAUUACCAACCUACUUACAUUUCGAAAUAUAUACUCUAAAAUUACUUUUAAUGUAAAUACUUGUUCUACAACUUUACUAUAAGAUUCUCCACUUACAAAGCGUUUAAAGAGUGAACGGUAAUUUUUCUAAAUACCUGUCUUCCCUUAAAUAAAUUAUUAUAUACGGGACAGAUAACACAGAUAGCCUCGAAGUAAGUUCGAGACUUGUGUUACGAGAUACUAUCUAAACGAUAUUAUUUCAAUAAAUGCUUAUAUAGAUAAACAUCCAAGACCCAGGCCAACCAGAGAAAGUUCGUUCCUCAUUAUGCCCUGUCCGGGAUUCGAACCCAGGACCUCCAGUGUCACAGACAAGCGCACUACCGCUGCGCCACAGAGGCCGUCAAACAGAUUUGCCAGAGGCCGCUUCCUUUUUGAUAUCUCACAGCUUACCCAAGACGAAUUUUCGUCCUGAUUUCCUGGGGCUUCUCCACCAGCAACCCGUAGCCAACAAUCCAGUAUAUGAGUAGACGAAGGUGAGGUGAUGGAGUAGACUAGCCAACAAUGUCGCAAAGACUGAAAGGCCACGUUCAGCUGUAUGGCUUGAUGAUGGAAUUGAGAUUCAAAUAGUGACAGGUUGCUAGCCCGUUGCCUACGAGAAGAAUCUCAAGUUUAUUAGCCAUUCCCUUAGUCGCCUUUUACGCUAUCCAUAUGGGAAAGAUAUGGAGUGGUUCUAUUCUAAACCACACGGUUAGUUUAUAAAUAAAUAGUUAUAUAAAAUUUGUUACUAAUGUUUUUUAUACCAUAUCCUAGUUCGUUGCCAAGUAAGUGUAUAUUAUUACAUUAAAUAUAAAAAAAAAACUUGUAAUUAAUACGAAUGCGUAUGCACUAAAGGAUUUGAUGUUGUAUCAUAAUGUAUUGUGUCUCAGUGAUAUUACAUUUUAUACAAGUAAUCUAAUAAAAAAAACUAUUAGUUCAAUAUAGCGUAUACAUAGAGUAACCAAAAAUUAUAUUCACUAUAAUUACUUUAAGUGUAAUUCGUUAGGUUAAAAUGUGAUCGUGACUUUUGUUAAUUUGAACCGAUAAUAACGAUUUUUGUAAACCUAUGUACCUAUAAAAACUGUAAUUAUUAAUGGCUGUACACACGACGGUUCUCAAUAUGACCAAAGCUAUAGUAAUUAUGUUUAACAUUUUGUCUGUCUGUAUGUAAUUCAGUGCACAUGAUUCCUCACAAUGUUUUCACCCGUAAUAACAGCUUCGGAAUAACCCAAACUAGAAAUGGUCAAUUCACGGUCAUUCAUCCAUUCAUGGUCAGAAGGUGCACCCUGGACUCCUCUCUAGAGAGGCGAGGAUGUCUUCUUCCUCCUGGCUAAAGUCCCGCUUGCAUCCUCGCCGCUCUGGAGAGGAGCCCAGGUAUGCCUUUGACCAUGGAUCCUGGAUUGGGUGAGUCAACAUCACAUUUCACACAUAAUCACGUCUAUAUCCCUUGCGGGGUAGACAGAGCCAACAGUCUUGAAAAGACUGAUAGGCCACGUUCAGCUAUUUGGGUUAAGGACAGAUUUUAGGUUAAAAUAGUGACAGGUUGCUAGCAAAUCGCCUAAAAGAAGAAUCCCAAGUUUAUAAGCCUACCCCUUAGUCGCCUUUUACGACAUCCAUGGGAAAGAGAUGGAGUGGUCCUAUUCUUUUUUCUGUUGGUGCCGGGAACCACGCGGCACCAAGGUGAGUCAAAAUUUCACAAAAAGCGACUCCCAUCUGUCCUCCGAAACCUUUGCAGGGUAACCUAACCCGUAUUUUUUUGUUCGUAAGAGCUUCCAUUAGUAUUCAAACUAACGUAGACUUAUAAAAUAGUGAUUAGUCCAUCGCCGAUGUGGGAUUCGAACCUGUGCCUUUCAGCGCAUCACACACUUUAACCGGGCACUUUACCGAUUCAACCACCUACGCUGUUCCUAGAGAGUUGAGGAUGACCCCGGGACUAAACCCAGGAGGAAAAAGAGGUGGAAUUAGAACUCUUGACCUUUUUCUUACAAGUCGUAAGUUUUUCACAGACAGUCCGAUUUAUUAUACUACAUUUAAUAACCCUUUUUUAGCCGUAAGAAUGAUAAAUUGGGAUCAAAAGCCAUAUGAAAUAUUAAUAUUAUAAUUUUAUAAUUAUAAUUUAUAAAUUACAACUAAUUUAUAAUUACAAUAUUAUAAUUUGUGUAAAUUGUCCUUAUUCUUCCAAAUAAAUUGAGAAAAAUCAUGGAAUACGAUUCAAGUCAGUGCCUUUUUAUUGUUAAAUUGUAAUAAUAACUUUAUACCUUUUAUUUUAUUUAUGUAUUUGUCAAAUAUAAAUGUAUACCCUGUAAGUGGUAAUUAUUUUAAGUUUAAUUGUUCCCCUCUUUCUUCUAUCAAACUCCAUCAAAUUUGUUCAUUAGAGGGGUUAUAUGUAAGUUGAACGUAAAUUCGGACAUUUUAUAAUUAAGAGACUACAUUUAUAAAUACGUACUAUUUUUUUUUAUUUAUAAUAAAACUGACUAUAGGAAAGCGGCUUAUAUUUUUCAAAAGAAUAAAAGACGGAGAUCUUAACUAUUAUUUCAUAUUUAUUCACAGUUCUAAAUCAUGGAUUCGAUACAUGUAUCUUGCCUAUGAUUAUGAAUUGUGUAUCAUGUUUCACAUACCUACAUUAGUCUUUUGACUUACGUUAUAAAAUGUCCGCAUUUGCCGUAAGUCUAUAUAAAAAUAGAUAAGUAUUAUAAAUGCAUUUGCGAAAUAUAUGAGCUUGCAUUGUAUAUAAAUUUAUAUAAUGUGGUACAUGAACAGUGGGCUUGUAAUUAUAUUCUAAAUGUUAUUUUGUCAAUAAACCAUAGAUAAUAAAUAAUUUUCUUAGUUUUUUUAGUUUCUUCAUUUCGGAAAGCCAAGGCAAGUCGCUUGCAAGUGUAAAGUUUCACACAACUUAAUAUUAUAAAUGCGAAAGCUUGUGAGUAUGUAUGUAUGGAUGUUUGUUACUCUUUCAAGCAUAUACUACUGAACCGAUAAUGAUGAAAUUUGGUAUGUACGAUCGCGUUCAUAUCUGCAGUCAUAGUUUUAAAAUUCUUACGGGUUAAAAUAGCGUGCACUGUGGUUCCACUAGAUACACACACACAUGCAUAUUUAAAAAGAAUAAAUAUUCCUUCAAAUGAAUACGGUCUUUAAUACCAAUGAUUACUAAGUAAAACAGUUUAUUAUUCUAUGACAUAUAACAUAACAAAACAGAAAGAGACGGUUAUCAACGAUGUCCGAACUGGGCCCGAUAAUUGUCGAUCGAGAUAUCGUCGUCUCUCAUUAUUUGCAUAAGAUUUGCCUAUAGAGGGAAGCCUGCGACUGCCAGACUUAUGUCAUUUCAAUAAAGUUGAAAGUUUGUCUGCACACGACCCUAACAUAGGUAGUGGUUCCUUAGAAAGUUAUUGGGUAGCAAUUUUAUUACUUCGUUUGUGCAAGUGAGAUCUAAGAUAUACUAGAUAAUCUCGCUUGCUCACACUCGCUUGUUCUAGUUACUAGCGGAUUCCGAAGUUAUUCAAGGAAUUUCUGUCUAUUAAAAAAAAUAUAUAUUGUUACUGACAAUUUUUAAUGUUUCAAGGUGCCAUUUGAACUAAGUAACUGACUGACUAACUAACUGACUGAUAUCUAAGAAUUACGAUACCCGUGUCUUCAAACACGGAAAUCAGUAAGAAAUAUUAAACAAGAGGGAGCAAAAUAAAACACUCAAUAAUUAAAAUUAGUAAAUUUUAUUGAAACAGUUUACCUAUAGUUUUGUUUACAUAUUGAUGAUUAUAUAAAGGUAUACAUACAGCAUAUUACACUAAUUUACCUAUCUCCUGUUAUUAAGGUUACAGCUUAAUUAUUCGUUUUCAUAAAGAAAAGAUAUUGAAGCUGUCCUUAAAAUACUAUCUAAGUAGUAGUUUUAAUAUAAACUGGCAGAACCUUUCACGCACUAUAUGGACUCGAUACACAGGGUAGUUUUCUUGCACAAAUGAUAUUGCAUAUCAUCAAUCGGAUAAAUACACCGCACAGUUGGUAACAUGGUUUCUUGCAGCACUUGCACAUAAUGAGCAGCUGUAGCGCAUCCUGCUAUCUACACCUGUUCCCCAGGUCCAGCAGCACUCAUCCAGCCCCACAUAUUUACAGAUAUGCGUCCAGACUCCAUAUUUGGCACAAUAUUUUUUUCUUCAUACCGAGUUGCAUUUCUUCGCCAUAAAUGAAGCCUACCGUGUUGCGAUGACGUAAACGAACUUUUUGUCCGUAAAUAUCGCCGUGUUCCAGUCAAAAUCCAAAUACUGCCGAGCAAAUUCUAAAUGUUUUUGCUUAUUUAUUUCGGAUAAAUACGGCUUUCUUGCUGGCUGUCUGUGGAAUACCUAGUCCCUCACGGUGCAAACUCGACGAACAGUAACCACUGAUGUGUCGAACUGUUCCGCAAAUGUUCUGGUCGGUAUGAAGCCAUUAUUUUCGUACUGUUCCACCAUGGAUCUUCGCUGUGUGGCGUGUCGCUGUGUUGAUUAGCGGACGACGGUCGCUGAGCGGUCGACUUUUUACACUACCCUCUUCUUGAUGGCGCGUUACCCAACGCUUAACCGCUUGUUGUUUAUUGUGUUAUUUGUGUGAAUGUGUGAGUGACAGCGGUGACUGCAAGCUAUAAAGUUUUGCGAACUAUGACUGCAAUUAUGAACGCGACCGUACCUAGCUGAAGACCCAGAAUAACACAUAAGUAGACUCCUUUUGUGUUACUUUGUGUUACUUUGAGAAUAUAAAUCUAUAUAGAUCCUUUAUUGUAUUAUUGUUACCACUGUAAA